AUGUCCUUCGCCAGUAGUCGGCGACCCUUCCAAAGGGGCGUCUCUCAGUCGACGGAGCGGAGCGUGUGUCCUUCGGCAGUAGUUGGCAAUGAACGCAUCCCCUCAGCCGACAACAUUCCCAAGGAGCGUCUCUCAGCCGACAACAUUCCCAAGGAGCGUCUCUCGGCCGACAACAUUCCCAAGGAGCGUCUCUCAGCCGACAACAUUCCCAAGGAGCGUCUCUCGGCCGACAACAUUCCCAAGGAGCGUCUCUCAGCCGACAGCAUUCCCAAGGAGCGUCUCUCGGCCGACAACAUUCCCAAGGAGCGUCUCUCGGCCGACAGUCCUGAGAGAGCGUCUCUCAGUGGACAGCCCUUCCCCACGAGCGUCUCUCAGCCGACAGCUCUUCCAAAGGAGCGUCUCUCAGCCGUCAGCUCUUCCGAGAAAGACGGCUCGCGGUGA
This is a messenger RNA of Amphibalanus amphitrite, 441 nucleotides long. RefSeq lists its product as uncharacterized. The transcript is spliced from 2 exons. Lineage: Eukaryota; Metazoa; Arthropoda; Thecostraca; Balanomorpha; Balanidae. The record is from RefSeq and is a predicted model, not a curated record. The coding region runs from base 1 to 441 and encodes 146 amino acids.